Messenger RNA from Protopterus annectens (West African lungfish), 546 nucleotides. RefSeq names its product F-BAR and double SH3 domains protein 2-like. Bases 172 to 546 code for a protein of 124 amino acids. The record is from RefSeq and is a predicted model, not a curated record. The transcript is spliced from 5 exons. Gene Ontology annotation, biological process: neuromuscular synaptic transmission; regulation of actin filament polymerization. Gene Ontology annotation, cellular component: recycling endosome; neuromuscular junction. Lineage: Eukaryota; Metazoa; Chordata; Ceratodontiformes; Protopteridae.
CUUGUGUCUCCUCCCCGCUCAGCCCCGUCCGGUGACCCAGAGAACCCAGGGAGGUAGAGUCAGUUACAGAAAACACAAGAAGUAAAACCUGCUAGUAGGACACGGGCCUGUAUGCUGCGGGUCAUAGGGAGUAUGUAAGAGCGCUCCGUACCGGGAGGAAAGGACUCCAGCAUGCAACCCCCGCCCCGCAAAGUCAAACUGACGCAGGAGUUGAAGCUGUGCUUGACAGAACAGGUGGCUAAACUUCAGAGUAAGCAUCAACAGGAGAGUGAACUCUUGGAAGACAUCAGAAAUUUUAUCAAGCAGAGGGCAGCUAUUGAGAAGGAAUAUGGACAGGCUCUACAGAGGCUGGCAUUACAGUAUCUGAAGAAGGACAUUCAGCGCCUCAAAGGUGAAAAUGAUAACAGGAGCAUAUAUGCAGUGUCAAAAAUGAUUAUUGAAAGUACAAAUGCAGCUGGUCAGGCUAGGGUGACGGCUUCAGAAAACUUCAGAAACCUGGGGGUUGAAAUUGUGAAGACAGUGCGGGUCAAAGGAGCAAAGACUUAA